Megalopta genalis is the source of this 3296-nucleotide messenger RNA. RefSeq names its product monocarboxylate transporter 12. Gene Ontology annotation, biological process: transmembrane transport; monocarboxylic acid transport. The record is from RefSeq and is a predicted model, not a curated record. Lineage: Eukaryota; Metazoa; Arthropoda; Insecta; Hymenoptera; Halictidae. Gene Ontology annotation, molecular function: monocarboxylic acid transmembrane transporter activity.
UUCGGUACGCGGUUGGUGCACACCCUAGUGAAAUUAUUCGCUGGGGUAAUUAUUGGGUUGCCCGUCGACGGACUUCUCAUUCUCGUGCUCCUUUUGUUCCGUGUGUCGAUCGUGUACACGAACUAGUGUCGUAAACAAAGAGAAUUAGCCGAACGAAAUGAUCAAUGGGAUCUCUGGUCCGUAGGUGAAUAAGGUGAACCCUUGGAUACCUCUCGGACGAUCCAAUAGAUCUCAGUCGCGUUUUUCUUGCUCUUCUUUGCGCCUUCUUUUUCUGCGCCUUCUCGCUUACUUUUUCUUCGUUGCAAAAUAAGUAUAUUGUGCUCGAGAACGACUACCUCGUGGCACACACACGACGCAUUCGUUGGCAUUCGGUCGCUGGUUGUGUCACACGAUAGCGUGGAAUUCGCGAUGCAGUGAAAACUCGAACGAUUUCUACGAAAAUACUUUUCCAGCCGGGAUAGGCGUUCCUGCGAAACUACGAGCUGCUUGAGCUACUCUGGUAAAAGGGAUAUCUGGUCGUGGGUCCAGGGUUGAAGAGGACUCGGGGAGCAUCCGAAGAGGGUCCUGGCGAUGACUGAAGGAUCCUGGGACUGGGCAAGGAUCCAGGGUACCCGAGAAAGCCGAGAGGACGGUCCCGGUUCGGAUUUAUGAUGCCUUGCUCGCCGGCAAUAUGCUCGGCAUCACCAUUUUGGUUUCGUUGAAGCCGAGGGCAACCUUCGAGUGUCCCUCCGCCUCCAGCUCCGGCUCGAGUUGGACUGAAAGAAAAGGAAGAGGGAAAGGAACAAGUUCUUCGGUGCCUGUGCACAGUCUAGUUCAAGACUCGCGAUGAUAGUGAACGUCCUCCUCCCAUGAAGAUUCCUCUGCCCGGCCUCUGUCCGGCCUUCUCUGCCUAAACCAGAAACUAGUGUCACCCAGUAUCGUGAACUGGCCAACGUUCGCACGGGUCGCGGAACCUCUCAGCAGAUCAACUUCGUCAAACGAUCUUCAGAAUCUCCAGAAGAAAAUGACCGUGAAAAGUAAGAAAACAAAGUUGGUCCCGCCGGAUGGAGGAUGGGGUUGGGUCGUCCUAACAUCCGCCCUGGUCGUCAACUUCCUAAUCCCAGGAACUGUGAAGUCAUUCGGCGUCCUCUUUGUCGAGUUUCUCCACGUCUUCAAAGCUUCUUCCACCGCUGCCUCGUGGAUGCCAGCGUUAUGUUAUUUCUUGUACAAUUCCUUAGGUCCCUUAUCGAGUAUCUUGUCCACAAAGUACUCCUACAAAACGGUAACCAUCGUCGGUGGCGCAUUCGCGGCUUGCGGAAUGAUGUCGAGUUACUUUGCGAACUCGGUUUCCUACUUAUACGUUAGCUAUGGCUUGAUGGUCGGAAUCGGUGCUGGAUUGACUUUCCCGCCAACGGUGUACAUCGUGACCGCUUAUUUUGAAAAGCUUCGAGGUUUCGCCAACGGUCUAUGCAUUUCCGGUAGCGCAAUCGGUACCAUCGUUUUGCCGCCAUUUUUGCAGUAUCUACUCGACUGUUUCGGAUACAGGGGUGCUGUAUUAAUAAUGGGUGCAAUUACACUAAAUACAUUAGUCUGUGGCUUACUAUACCACCCUGUGGAGGAACAUAUGAUUUCUGUGCCUGUGGAAGAAGGAAUUGAUAAUGAUGCAUUAUCUAUAGAUGAACCAGCCCUUGAUAAAAAGGAGACAGUGUUAAGCGUUGACAAUGAAACUCAAUCGAACGAUGACAAGAGGCUCAAGGAAGAAGAAAAACUCGAGGAUGAAGAUUCUCAAACAACCAGUGACUCUAAAGAAACUGAUUGCUCAGAAUAUAAAAAUGAAAGCUCACUCGAAGACAAAGAGAAAGAGAUAGAGAAGGGAGAUACCUGUAAUUCAAGCGAUAAGGAUCUCACCAAAGAAAAAGGAAGUGUUUUGAACUAUGAAAAUGCAAGUGUAUUAAGACGUGGAAGCACUGUAUCAGAGUCCAAUGUUACGGAUAACAAGAAUGGAAGUUCAGAAAUGAAAAGGUAUUCGCAAAGCAAGAGUAAAGAUGAAAAGGUUCUUGAAAGCCCUAAGAAAAGUUUAGGAGAACUAUCUGAGAAAUCAGUAUCCAAGGUAUCGUUAUCCAAGGUAGAGGAACCAGAGAAAUCACAAUUCUUCGAUUUAAGUGUACUUAGGGAUCCAAUUUAUUUAGUAAUUUUGAUUUCCAAUACUACCUCAGCGAUUAGCAAUACCAAUUUUAUGAUCUUACUGCCUUCUUAUGCCAUCUCACAAGGCUUUGACAGGAAUUCCUCUGCUUUACUUCUGUCGGUGGUCUCUGCUUUUGACCUAGUUGGAAGAAUCAGUGGUGCUUCAUUGUCGGACAUUAAUUUUGUACCAAAGUAUUACUAUUUUGUUGGUGGUCUCGGUACUAGUGGACUAGCUUUGGCGCUAUUACCCAUGGCAACAAGUUAUGCUAUGCUUUCGUUCUUUUGUGGACUGUUUGGACUAUCUUCUGGUAUGUAUAUUGGUAUUACAACAGUGAUUCUGGCGGAUAUGCUUGGUACUGAAAAACUUAGCUCAUCGUACGGUAUAUCAUUGUUUGUUAACGGAGUCCUUCAACUUGUUGGACCACCUGCCUGUGGUGCCAUAUUUGAAACUGUAGGUUCGUACAAACCGAUCUUUUUGGCAUUUGGUAUUAUACUUAUUCUUGGCACUGCAUUAUGGGCAGUUGUACCACUUAUAAAACGAAAGAAUAAAAAGGAUAUACAAUCUGUAUAACAACGUAACACCAUUAGUAUUAUAUUAUGAUAUUGUAUACAGAAUCUUAAGUGCCUUUACAAACUGUGAAGUAUUUUAGGUUUUCUAAUAAUCGUAUGAGGAUUGCUAUCCGAUUAAGAAUUUAUCAGGAAAAAAUAUUUAAUUCGUUUCACUCACUUUAUUUUGAUUUGUCAAACUAUAAAUUAGUCUGUCAAUUAAAGGUGUAUAAAAUAGCACUUUAGAAUAUAAUAGUAUUAUUUCACGAAUAAUGACAUCACUGUUGUGAAAGUGUAUACAUAAUUACAGUAACUACAAUUCCAUGUACAUUAACAGUACUAAAUAAUUUACAGUUUACUUAUUAAUAUUAGUAAUCUAUCUAGGAGAGAAAGUAUCUGAAGGAUAACUGAAAGAUAAAAUUUAGGGAAUUCACUAUUUUUUUUUUCAUCUAAAAGUAUGCAAUCAUCAUUGUGUCAAUACACAGGACAGAAGUUCUUAGUCAAAAUAUCGAUCUCCAUUCGCAUAUAACAAUAUUACUAUAUUUUUCAGAAAACUAUUUAUAAAAUCAAAUACACAAUUUAUUGAA